CUGAAAAAAGGACUCUUCUAUUAAUGUAAUAUUCUAAUAAUUCACUAUCUUAUUCCGGCCGCAAUUGCAUCUUCUCUUCCUAGUACAAUCCAGGUUAGGGCAUCCCAACUGGGCCACCUAAACUCUAAUCAGUUCGCGCGAUCACUUCGACAUCGCAUUCAUCCACUGUCGUCCAUCCACUUCUCUCUUCACCACUCCAGCCAUCCCAUCCUCCUGCUCGUCGUUGACCGUGCUCCAGAGUAGUCAAAUCACCGUCGGUGCUCACUUUACAAUGCCUGCCGCAACUACCGACGCGAUCACGCAGGUCAGCCAGUCGGUCACCGUCGCCCCGCUCGUCCUGCUCUCGGUCGUCGAUCAUUACAACCGCACCGCCAAAGGCACAAAGAAGCGCGUCGUCGGCGUGCUUUUGGGUAAAAACAAUGGCUCCGUCGUGCGCGUCUCCAACAGUUUUGCUGUGCCCUUCGAGGAAGAUGACAAAGAUCCCUCGGUCUGGUUCCUGGAUCACAACUACGUCGAGAUGAUGAACGACAUGUUCAAAAAAGUCAACGCCCGCGAAAAGCUGAUUGGAUGGUACCACACCGGCCCGAAGCGCCAUUCCGCUGACCUCGAGAUCAACGACCUCUUCAAGCGCUACACGCCCAACCCGCUUCUCGUCGUCGUCGACGUCCAUCUCAAGAGCAUCAACGUGCCUACCGACGCCUACUUCGCGGUCGAGGAGAUCAAAGACGAUGGCUCGGCCACUUCGCGCACCUUCGUCCACACCCCCUCGCUCAUCGAGGCAGAGGAAGCAGAGGAAAUCGGCGUCGAGCACUUACUCCGCGACAUCCGCGACGCCGCCGUCGGCACGCUCUCCACACGCCUUACCCAGCAGCUACAGUCGCUCAAGGGUCUGCACUACAGACUAAACGAGAUCAGCACAUACCUCGCCAAGGUCGUCAACGGCGAGCUGCCGGUCAACCACAUCAUCCUCAACAAGCUGCAAGACAUGUUCAAUCUCCUGCCGAACCUGUCCACGCCCUCGGCCGAAGCGAAAGAGAAAGCGCUCGUGGGCGGCAACGCGGAAAAGAGCGAGCUCAGUCGCGCGUUCACAAUCAAGACGAACGAUGAACUGAUGACGGUCUAUCUGAGUUCUCUGAUCAGGGCAAUCAUCGCCUUCCAUGAUCUCAUUGAGAAUAAAGUAGAGCAGUCUACUUAGCAUACGCAUACAUAUCUUUUACAUAUAAUGUCUCGUAGGCAUACGUAAUGUAUAUUAUCAAGAGAACUGUAAUCACACGCCUUGAAGCUCACCUUUCUCCCUAGUAAUCAGUAUCAUCUAUACAAUUUCCAAAUAAAUCACAAUAUUCCAAACAGAUCCUUCCCAUUA
Myxozyma melibiosi is the source of this 1363-nucleotide messenger RNA. Its product is annotated as maintenance of mitochondrial structure and function-domain-containing protein. Gene Ontology annotation, cellular component: proteasome complex; proteasome regulatory particle. Bases 272 to 1195 code for a protein of 307 amino acids. Gene Ontology annotation, molecular function: protein binding; metallopeptidase activity. Gene Ontology annotation, biological process: proteasome-mediated ubiquitin-dependent protein catabolic process. The transcript is spliced from 2 exons. The record is from RefSeq and is a predicted model, not a curated record. Lineage: Eukaryota; Fungi; Ascomycota; Lipomycetes; Lipomycetales; Lipomycetaceae.